This is a messenger RNA of Capsicum annuum, 1236 nucleotides long. RefSeq lists its product as uncharacterized. Lineage: Eukaryota; Viridiplantae; Streptophyta; Magnoliopsida; Solanales; Solanaceae. The record is from RefSeq and is a predicted model, not a curated record.
AGUUUCUUGAUUUUUGGUUCAAGUAGAUGUAAAGAUGAAGUCUUUAAGCUCAGUGGGACUAGCUUUAAGUGUGGUAUUUGGUUGUCUUUUAUUAGCACUUAUUGCUGAACUCUACUACUUAUUAUGGUGGAAAAAUAGGAUUCUCAAAACAAAUCUUGAAGAUGGUUAUACCAAUAGCAAAACAAGAGAGUUUUGUUACAUGUUUUGUGGCAAAUCAUCAUCAACAACAACUUCAAAAUCCCAAGAAAUUUGUUCAUCUGAUGCACAACUAGUCCAUGAACCAACACAAAUUCAACUUCAAGUUGGUUCAAAUGUGGAUACAAAUAGUGAUUUUUGGUUCAAACCCUUUGGUGAUGAUGAGUUUAUGGGGGGUUUUGGACCACCAAGAUUUUUGUUUACUAUCAAAGAGGAAACUAAAGAGGAUCUGGAGUCUGAAGAUGGUAGAGUGUCGAAUAGUCGAAAAAGAUCAAGAACUAGAAGUUUAAGUGAUUUGUGUAAUAGUAAUAAUCUAAGUGUUGAAACACCUUUUUUGACACCACUUGCUUCACCUUCUUGUUUUACACCACCUUUAAGUCCUAUUGUUAUGCCAACAAAUGGAUUUAGCUUCAACCCUUUUCUUGAAUCAACAAGUGAUGCUGAGUUCAACAAGUUUAUAAGGUCUAAUUCACCACCACCAACAUUUCAAUUCUUGAAGGAUGCUGAGGAGAAGUUUAGUAGAAGAUAUGUGGAGCCGCGUCCAUGUCAGUUCCUCCGAAAAUGCACUACUUCUAAAGAGUCUGAUACGCAUCUGAUGACAUUUUCAAAGAAUUCGAGCAACCUAGAAAAUGAUUAUAAUGAUGAUGUGUUGUCAUUUCAAGUUGAUCAACAUCAUGUUCAACAUUCAAGCUCUUCACAAGUACUUCCUUUGGCUUCUUCACCUCCAAUCUUGAAGUUGCCAAUCCAACAGGUGAACCAACAAGGGUAAAUUUUGUGCCCCCCCCCCCCCCACCCCACCCCCCCCCACCCCCCCACCAGAAUCAUCCAUUUGGUUGUAUUAAAAAGAAUCAAAUGACUCGUUUUUCUUUGUUUAAUUAGUGCAUGAAUGAUUUUAGACCUUAUAGUGUUUGCAUCAUCUUGGCUCUGGUGAUUUUGGAGGUGAAGUUGAUGACUAAUGGCCUAGCUAUGUUGUUCGGACUCAUUAAAAAUGUCAAUGGGUGCAUGUCGAAUUUUUCAAAAAUAGUAUAUUUUUGAAGAAUC